AUGUCUCCUUAUUCGAUGAAGCCCAAACUCACCUUGGCAAGGCUUAAGGAGCCCGAAUUUGAAACAUCCCAACGUGUUCGGUCAGUGAGAGUAAAGAGUACUGAUGAGCUUGAAGAAGAGAUUAUGGCCAAAUUUUCAAAGUUAAAGGCUCGACCACGACACAAAAGAUCUUGUUGCUCAUUGGAUCAGUGA
This is a messenger RNA of Prunus armeniaca (apricot), 192 nucleotides long. NCBI's taxonomy places the organism in Eukaryota, Viridiplantae, Streptophyta, Magnoliopsida, Rosales, Rosaceae. The record is from the annotation of a GenBank genome assembly.